AUUAGCACUUGUUUGUUUGGGUUCUCCAUGGAUUCCACCGACAAUAACUUCAAACUUACAAUGCUCCUAUUCUGUCUCAUCAUAGUCACCUCUUUUCAUCUCACAGCUGGGCAGGUGGGCACUUUCUACGGGAGGCUGGGUAACAACCUGCCCAGCUCAGCCGCGACGGUGCGCCUAUACCAGCUGAACAACAUCCGCAGGAUGCGCCUCUUCGACCCGCACGGCCCCCUCAACGGCACCAACAUCCGCCUCAUUAUGGGCGUGUCUCACCCCGACCUCCGUGACCUCGCCAACUGUCCCCAGGCCGCCACCGCCUGGGUCCGCCGCAACAUCCUCCGCUUCCCCAACGUCACCUUCCGCCAGAUCAUCGUCGGGAACGAGAUCGAGCCCGCCUCGGAGCUGGGGCCCUUCGUGUUCCCGGCGAUGCAGAACGUGUACCGCGCCGUCCGCGCAGCGGGGCUGAGAGGGCAGAUCAAGGUCUCCACGUCCAUCAAUAUUGUAGUGAAGCAAACCAUAUCCCACAUCGGAGAAUGAACAAGAGUUGCAAGCAUAUAAAUGGACUACCCCAACUCCAUUAGUAUGAGGCCUUUUGGGGAAUACCCCAAGAGCAAAACCGUGAGGGCUU
Salvia splendens (bonfire salvia) is the source of this 625-nucleotide messenger RNA. Its product is annotated as probable glucan endo-1,3-beta-glucosidase BG3. Gene Ontology annotation, biological process: carbohydrate metabolic process. Lineage: Eukaryota; Viridiplantae; Streptophyta; Magnoliopsida; Lamiales; Lamiaceae. The record is from RefSeq and is a predicted model, not a curated record. Gene Ontology annotation, molecular function: hydrolase activity, hydrolyzing O-glycosyl compounds. The transcript is spliced from 2 exons. The coding region runs from base 28 to 534 and encodes 168 amino acids.